This is a messenger RNA of Punica granatum (pomegranate), 923 nucleotides long. NCBI's taxonomy places the organism in Eukaryota, Viridiplantae, Streptophyta, Magnoliopsida, Myrtales, Lythraceae. The record is from RefSeq and is a predicted model, not a curated record.
GUUGGUCUUAAAUUUCGGUGUAUAUAAGAUCUCUAGGAGUUCGAUGAAUGAAGAAUUAUUAUAAGCUAUCAAUUUUGAAAGGAGAGAUGGAUUAUGGUGAGGAGACUGAGGGAGUAACCAGAGUUGCCGCGGACAAGUAUCGAUCGAUAUUGAACGAGGAGACAGAGAACACGCAGUGGAGGCACGGAGGCCCUCCCAUUUUCAAUGCUGUCAACAAGCUCUUCGAGGAAGGUCGAACCAAGGAGUGGCCUAAGGGUUCAUUAGGGGAGACAGUUCAAAAUGCAGUAAAGUCGUGGGAGAUGGAACUGUCUCACAAGACCCGGUUGCAGGACUUCAAGACGAUAAACCCGGAAAAAUUCAAGCUCAUCGUUAAUGGAGGGGAGGGCUUGUCAGGGGAAGAGACCUUGAAGUUGGGGAGCUACAAUGCCCUAUUGAAGAGCUCCCUACCAGAGGAAUUCAAAUACUACAAAGCCGAUGAGGAGACCUUCGAAUCAUCGCAUCAUGAGUUUAGGUCGGCCUUCCCUCGUGGGUUCGCUUGGGAGGUGAUCGCUGUGUACUCGGGGCCCCCGGUAGUGACCUACAAGUUCAGGCACUGGGGCUAUUUCGAAGGACCCUUUAAGGGGCACCGCCCUACCGGAGAGAUGGCUCAGUUCUAUGGCGUAGGUAUCAUGAAGGUUGAUGAGUCCAUGCGAGCUGAGGACGUUGAAAUCUACUAUGAUCCCGCCGAACUGUUUGGUGGACUUCUGAAAGGACCUCUUCUGUGCGACGACUCACCUAAGGAGGAAGGAAAAUCGACCGAGACGGCAAAGGCUUCCAGUGGGUGUCCAUUCUCGAAAUCAACCUAAACCUCCAUUUAUAUUUCUAGUACUAUACUGUGUUGAACCAUACUAUGCACACAAUAAAUUAAUUCAGUGUUUCACCAC